AUGCCUGUCAUCACUCGUGCUGCUGCAUUACGAGCUCAGACUGAUGGUGAACCAACAUAUGCAGCGAAUCAAGGAAUAUCGUUAAAUCUUCCUAAUCAUGAAUUAAUAACUUCUUCGCUAUCGUCAUCAAUUGGCUCAAGUAAACCAACUGUAUCAUUGAUCGGGAAUACAGGAUCAGCAACAGUUGAAAAUGUUAAUAAUGAUUAUCCUUUAGUACCAGUUGAAUUAUCGGAUAAAGAUGAUGAUGAUAUGCAUGCUAGUAAUUCAAAUGGUAUUGCACACAAACCGAUAGUGAAGGGAAGAAUUACUACAGGUACAUUGAUCCGACGUGGUAAAAUGAUUUUUAUGAACGAUUGUGGCUACUUACAUAUGAAUCAAACAAAAGAUACUAUUGGUUGGCGUUGUGUACGAAGAGAUGAAAAUUGUAAAUCAGUAUUUUAUACGUUCAAGAGUAUCGAACAAUUUAAUCAUUGGAAUGGAAAAUUUCAUUUUCAUUCAUCUGAUUUACACGAUACUCGAAAACGUGAAAUUUUGUCAAAGAUCAAAAGUCGUGUUCUUGAUAAAUUUAUUCCAACUAAAGCAAUCAUUGAAGAUGAAUACAGAAAAGCUAAAUUACCGGGUGAUCCAAAAGUUUUGCGACAUUUUGUCUUUUCCAUAUAUCUCAGUACAGACAAAAGAUAA
Rotaria sp. Silwood1 is the source of this 681-nucleotide messenger RNA. Lineage: Eukaryota; Metazoa; Rotifera; Eurotatoria; Philodinida; Philodinidae. The record is from the annotation of a GenBank genome assembly.